CAGGCCGAGGGCUCGGGCUCGGGCUCGGGCUCGGUGAGGCGGGGGGGCGCCGCCGGCGGCGGGGGCGGCCCCGCGGGCCUCGGGACGAUGACUCUGGAGUCCAUGAUGGCGUGUUGCCUCAGCGACGAGGUGAAGGAAUCCAAGCGGAUCAACGCCGAGAUCGAGAAGCAGCUGCGGCGGGACAAGCGGGAUGCCCGGCGGGAGCUCAAGCUGCUUCUCCUCGGCACUGGAGAAAGUGGAAAGAGUACAUUUAUUAAACAAAUGAGGAUAAUCCAUGGUUCGGGCUACUCUGAAGAAGACAAGAGAGGUUUCACCAAGUUGGUCUACCAGAACAUCUUCACUGCCAUGCAGUCCAUGAUCAGGGCUAUGGAGACCCUGAAGAUUCUUUAUAAGUACGAGCAGAACAAGGCCAAUGCACUGCUGAUUAGAGAGGUGGAUGUUGAAAAGGUCACAACAUUUGAGCAUCAAUAUGUAAGUGCAAUUAAGACUUUGUGGAAUGACCCUGGAAUCCAGGAGUGUUAUGACAGGAGGCGAGAAUAUCAGCUCUCCGACUCAGCCAAAUACUACCUAACUGAUGUUGACCGUAUUGCUACCACUGGGUAUUUACCCACCCAACAGGAUGUGCUGCGGGUUCGAGUCCCCACAACUGGGAUCAUAGAAUACCCUUUCGACCUGGAGAACAUCAUCUUUAGAAUGGUGGAUGUUGGUGGACAGAGAUCAGAACGAAGGAAGUGGAUACACUGCUUUGAAAAUGUGACAUCCAUCAUGUUUUUAGUUGCUCUUAGUGAAUAUGACCAAGUUCUAGUGGAGUCUGACAAUGAGAACCGAAUGGAGGAGAGUAAAGCCCUGUUCCGGACCAUCAUCACUUAUCCCUGGUUCCAGAAUUCCUCAGUAAUCCUCUUCCUCAACAAGAAGGAUCUGCUGGAAGAUAAGAUCCUAUACUCCCACCUGGUGGACUAUUUCCCCGAGUUUGAUGGACCACAGAGGGAUGCCCAGGCAGCCAGGGAGUUUAUCCUCAAGAUGUUUGUGGAUUUAAACCCAGACAGCGACAAAAUCAUCUACUCUCACUUUACAUGUGCCACAGACACGGAGAACAUCCGCUUCGUCUUUGCUGCUGUCAAAGACACCAUCCUACAGCUCAAUCUGAAAGAAUAUAACUUGGUCUGACCCUGCUUUCUCCCCUAAGAGGCCUCAACGUGAAGAAAAGACCAAAAAAAAAUUUUUUUGAAAAAAAAAUUACAGGAAAAAUAUCUUUACUUUUUAAUGAUGUAAUGAUUGCCAAUUGUCUGAUCUGUGGAGUGGCGAAUUUUGCUCAGUGUUACCUUGGAUCUCAUGUCUCUGUCCACAGGAGUAGUUGAUUUUUUUUUCAUAUUUUUAACAAAUGGCUUUUAUUUCACAGUUAUCAGGGGAUACACUUCACUCUUCUCCACACCUUGUGCACCUCUUCACCUUUUGCCAACAGCAAAGGCGGCCUUCUCGUGGGCUCGAUUUUUUGUCGCUCGCUUUUUUAAAAAAAAAAAA
Phascolarctos cinereus (koala) is the source of this 1521-nucleotide messenger RNA. RefSeq names its product G protein subunit alpha 11 (gene GNA11). Lineage: Eukaryota; Metazoa; Chordata; Mammalia; Diprotodontia; Phascolarctidae. Gene Ontology annotation, molecular function: GTPase activity; G protein-coupled receptor binding; guanyl nucleotide binding. The record is from RefSeq and is a predicted model, not a curated record. Gene Ontology annotation, cellular component: cytoplasm; heterotrimeric G-protein complex. Gene Ontology annotation, biological process: adenylate cyclase-modulating G protein-coupled receptor signaling pathway; phospholipase C-activating dopamine receptor signaling pathway.